Molecule: messenger RNA, 429 nt
Organism: Macadamia integrifolia
Lineage: Eukaryota; Viridiplantae; Streptophyta; Magnoliopsida; Proteales; Proteaceae
Product: E3 ubiquitin-protein ligase RNF181-like
Exons: 1
Coding region: 1-429 (142 amino acids)
Source: RefSeq, a predicted model, not a curated record
AUGGCGUGGAAAGCAACAUGGAAGUCUGAGGAGAGAAUGUGGAGUACUGGGGAUGGGGAGCAUCAGCAUCCGAUGGAGAUGGAUGAUAUCUUCGACCUGGAUCGAGCUCUUGUCCCGCCCGAGUUGGCAGUGGAGGAGAUCUCCUUAUGUACUGAUGGAAUGGAGUCAUAUGAGUCUCUGAUAUCCAAUAUGCCCACCGUUGUUGUCGUCUCCGCCUCAACUGAUAAUUUUUGUCCCGUUUGCAUGGAAGAAUUAAUCCACCACAAUCACCCCCAGCAACCGCAAUUAGCCGCAACAGAAGGCGCACAAGAAGAAGAAGAAGCAGCCAAGCAGAUGCCAUGCGGCCACGUCUUCCACUCGUCUUGUAUCUCCACUUGGCUCUCCCUCCAUCGAUCUUGUCCACUCUGCCGCCACCUCUUACUCAGUUGA